AUGAAAAGAAUCAUUUUAAUACAUUUGAAUUGUUUGUAUAAAAGAUUUCAAUUUUAGAAAUUGAUUAUGUAGAAUAUUCAUAAAGCAAUUUUGGAAAACUGGGAUCUUACACACUUUGAUAAUUUUGAAAUAUUUAGAAGAGAACUAUUAAUAUAUAAUAAAUUAAUCUUCUGUUUGUUCUUUUAAGGAUAUAAUUGUUAGAUCCAUAAAUGA
Paramecium primaurelia is the source of this 213-nucleotide messenger RNA. Lineage: Eukaryota; Ciliophora; Oligohymenophorea; Peniculida; Parameciidae. The record is from the annotation of a GenBank genome assembly.